This is a messenger RNA of Botrytis cinerea B05.10, 4849 nucleotides long. RefSeq lists its product as hypothetical. The coding region runs from base 159 to 4601 and encodes 1480 amino acids. NCBI's taxonomy places the organism in Eukaryota, Fungi, Ascomycota, Leotiomycetes, Helotiales, Sclerotiniaceae. The record is from RefSeq and is a predicted model, not a curated record. The transcript is spliced from 2 exons.
GGUUAAGAAAGCUCGAGCUUGAAAAAGAGGAGAGGGAGAGCAAGUGGGUAGCAAGCAUUUGGCGCGAGGAACAAAAGCAAUUGCAUGCAGAAUCGUUCUUGAAUUAACGCAAUUCGAAACGCUUUAGAGAUUGCACUUUAAUCUUUAUCAAUUGGAAAAUGCCUUUGAGCGCUCUAGCUCCAAAUGACGAGCUUCCAUAUCCAAUGGAAAAAAGCUCUGAAAAACGACCCUUGACCCCAAGCGCAACUCAACAAUCGCGAAAGAGACAUUCAAUUCCAAACUCAACAUCAAUUGCAAUUUCAAAGGAAGGAGCAGAUAAUUGUUUUUUAAAUUCUUUAAAUGAUCAUGAGAGCGAUCUCCACUCCAAUAAAGUCAAUAAUCCACAACCUCAAGCUUUGAAAAUUCAAAGCAGUCGAGAUGAAUUUGCUAGAUUGGAUUCGCUGCCUCAAAAUAUGAGAGGUGCAAUUUUCGAAAGAGGGCAGCGGAAUCAACAAUACUCAAGCGAAAAGAGUAGCGCGAAUCAAUCAAUCCUUGAAGAAGAUCACAAUAAGUUGAUGGAUGAUGCAGCUAAUGAAUAUAGUAGCAAUUGCGAUUGGGAUAGUAGCAGCAAUGUCGAAGAAGGUCGCUCACAAAUUGGAAAAGCUUUUAACCCCUUUCAAACCCCACCACUCACUCUCGCAAAUCUUAAUUCCUUUCAAUUUUCCUCAAUCCAAGAUCGAAAUCCCUACUCACAAAAGAGUUCCAUCAGACGGAAUUAUCAAUCCCCAUUGCAUCAAGCGGAAUUGCUUCAGGCUCAAUUACUUCAAUCGCAAUUGAACCCCGCUUCAAGGCUCACUCCUGAAGCUUUAAAUUUCGAAGGGAUUCCUGAUGCAGCAGAUAUUGAAGGGAGCUUUGAAAUUGAUACAAGCAAUCAGAAUGGCUCCCCUUAUUUCGAGCGCUAUUCUGAGAGCAGCAAUCCAUUGCCAACUAUUGAGAUUCGAAAGGCAUUGUCUGAUGCGGAUUUUGCUUUUGACGAAGAGUACUACUCCACUGAUGAUGAUGAAAUAGAAGUUAGCAAUGAGGAGGCAAGGGAGGCAGCGCAAGAGUUAAUUGAUCUUGGAAAUCAAAUUGAAGUGGGAAGUGAAGUGGAUAGCGAUCCUUUUGGUGAAAUAUCUGAUCCUUACUCUUUCAAUGCGUUCGAUCACUUCUGUGCUCACUUUAGAAAUGGAUUUUUUUGUGAGGAAGUUGAACAUGAAAAGAUAUUUCAAAAGCAUCAUGAGGAAAUGUUUAGGAGCGGCCAAUCUCACUCCAAUCAUUGCAUCAACCUUCGUCAAUUUGCAAUUGAAAGAAAUCCAUAUCGGGAGCAAAACGAGAUUCCAAAUUAUCUCGGCAAAAGGCACCUUCAACGUGGAAAGGAGAUAUUCACAGCAUCAAAUUUGCCACGUCAAACUUCAAGCAAUCAUUCCCUGAUGGUGGAUCACUUAAGUGAAAGGCAACUUCGCACUAUCUAUGAAGGCACCUAUCAUCUUUCGCGUAUACAAAGCAAUCAAGGUUUUGGAGUUACUGAUCGCUCUUUUGAACGAGCCGAAUCAGUUGCAGAGCCCCUCAGCGAUGACGAAUAUUGCAUUGAUUCAACUCGCACCAAGCCCCCUACAUUGUGCAUGUUGAAUCAUGAGCUUGAGGUUUCAGCAGAGCAAACCCCUACAAUUACUGUAGAUAUUGAUAGUAUGUGUGGGGAAUUCAAAAGUUUAGCUGCGAUUAAAACUGGGUGGAUUUACUACCCUUAUACGAAUGCUCCAUUAACAGGUCGCACCCAUGGCGUUUACAUCAAAAUUCCCUACAAUUUGCCCUUUGAUUCAGAUGAUCACUAUUUAGCAAUUGCUGAUUUGAACCCCUUUCGAUUCGAUGCAGAGCACGCUUUGUUGCUCUCCCCGGAAAAGAUUCCUCAUAUUUUUUUCGGCAAACUUCACGAUUGGAGCUCCAUCAAUAUCUACCUGCUUUUCCCCAACAUCUUCUUUCACCGAAGGAAGGGCCUGAAGAAAUCUCAGGAAAAGCACAUUUCUAUUUACCUUAGUGACGAUCAACGCAAAAUCCUACACGAGGAGGUGAUCCACCCUGCAAUGAGCUUCGCCUUUGAUCAUCACACGUCGGAAUCUAUACCCUCUCACUGGGAAACCAUGAAAGCUCACGCAAAUGCGCACGGCACAGAGCAAAAUCGCCUUCGCGGGUCUCAAUCUCGCUUUCAAUCACUUGGCUAUCGAAUUAAUCCAAAUCAAAGCGAUCAAUUUGAUACCUUUACUCGCGAGUGCUAUCGCUUAAUUGAAGCAUUGGAAUUAGUUGAUUUUUACGGCUUGCGAUUAUAUUUCAAUGGAAAGGGCUUUAAAGAUUCGGAACGUCAACCUUCAUUCUCUCAAUUGCACGAAACCUGGGGCGCGCGAUGGAGCAAGCAGUUCAAUAAUGCCUUUAUUCCAAUGGAUCGCUGCUGGUUGGACCUUGGGCGGCAGUUCACACCGGUGAAGAAUAGCAAUUUUGAUGAGCUCACUAUGCUUUGGAAGCCAUGCUGCAUCAAGAAAUAUUACGAUGAGCGAGCCACAAAAUGUAAAACCCGCUCCACGCUUCCUUUGGAAAUAUUCAACCUCGGUGGCUGCCGGGAUAUUAUUUCUGCUACCAUGACUGCACGGAAAGGGUCCAAGCAAGCUGUUGGUGGAGCUUGCUACAGUCAAUUUUACACCAGAUCAAAAAUGCACUUUGUCACUUCCACUGUCGAAGUCUUUCAAAGUAGGGAUAUUGAUGCUUUAGCAUAUGGAUCAGCGCAAUUGAAAGCUGUUGGCAGCGCUGGAAAAAGUAAAAUGCCCACAUUUCAAAAUGCUGCUGAUGCUUACAUCAAUGGAGUCAACCGCACAGAUCUUGGAAUUGAUGAAAUUGAGAAAACCUCCUGCGAACCUCGAGAGGAGCAUCGAAUUCGCGCUGAUAUUUGCUUUUCCUUAUUGCGAGAAUUGGCUGAUCAAGAGAAAAGUGAAUGGGGUAGUGAAAAUUCACAAGGGAGCGUUAGCGGGAUGGGGGGUGAGAAUUUCGCAAAUGAUCUUACAUUCAAUAGUGAAAGUCUUGCGAGAAGUGCAAAUUCAAGUGAAGGGGGCGGUUCGCAGAAUGGCAUUAGGGAUUGGGAAAUCAAUUUUCUUGCACCUAGCGAUGCUCGCUACUCUAGCUCAAUUCCACUCCGCGCAAAGGAAACUAUGUACGAAGCUAAAUUGCGAAGCGAAUAUUUCAGAGUGCAACGAGGGAAUUUCCCCAAUCAACAUUCUAUCGCUCGCCACCUCCCUUUUUGGAUUGUUCAAUCUCCCAUCUUUGCCUCAUUUCUGCGCUCAAAUGUUAAUAAAGCCUUGAUGGGAUUCGAGCAUGUUUUAUCAACCUUGAAUCACGAAGUUGUGAAACAAUCAGCGACAGCUACUGCAUUGAUGUUCUUGGAACUGAUUCGAAAUAGCGUUUUGUGUAAAAAUAUUAAGGGCGCUCCACAUCUUUAUCAGAAUCAUUGGAAUCGCAGGGAGUCCAAUCAAAUCAUUAAUCGCAGAGAGGGGCUUGCUUUAAAUCAACAAUUUUAUGGAAUGGGAAUGGAGCGGCAAAUGAUGAAGUUUGGGUACGCAUACUUUUGCCCCAAAGUGGAUUUCAGAGCAUUUCGCAUCCUAGAUUCAUUCAGCAAAGGGUUUUUUCCCGAGCGGCCAGAUUUUGUCAAGGCUCUUGCGAAAAAGAGAUUGCAUGCAUUUAAGGUCUGGGAGGUUGAUUCGAUAAUUGAUCAAAUUCAAGAGUGGUUUGAAUCCAUUUCCCCUAGCGAUUCUCUCGCUUGGCGCCAGCAUCAAGCCAUCUUGGAAUUUUGCACAGGGCUGAUGAUGAUCGCCUAUCGAUGCGAUGUUUGGGCGCAGCUGGAUAGCAAUAAAACUUUAAAACACCACUCCCAUUCCAUUUUGGAAAAGCUCAUCUCGGGGCAAGUGUCCAUAACAUUUGAUAAUAUUACUCAGUAUGUUAGGGACCUUCCCGAGUGCCCUUCCAGCCCAGAUUUGCAUACUAGCAAUGCUAUAUUUCACAAGGGAAAUUUUUUGCACGUUCUCGAUUAUCUCUUUGGCAUUAAUGAUGAUUGGGUUGAGCCGAGUGGAAAGGUUCGAAAGCGCGAUCAUUGGAAGAAUAAGCCCUUUCGCAUAGCGUAUCGAAGGGUUUUUAGAUUGAUUGGAGAGAGGCUAGGUCGCGAAGCGCAAAGCGAUUGGCAAUAUCAAUUCUAUUGUGUAGUUCACGCUACCAAUCCAUUACUACCAAACCCUGAUACUACUCAAUUGCUUUCUCGAAAAAAGAAUAAUAAAGGGUACUCUUGGUUGGCUUGGAAUUGGGUUGAAGAUUUUCCACCUGCCGCGUGCAAAUCUGGCCCAAUCUCAGUUCAAGUUUUGAUGCAACAGACUUCGUAUCAUCGCGGGCCCAAGGUCACUCACUGCAAUCCUACAAAGAGCAAUUCCAAUUCCCAUUUCAGAGGGGUCCCUCCCAAGCUCACUUUUGAAACGGAGUUUCUCCCCUACCCUUUGACGGAUAUGGAUCGCAUUAUGAAAGCAAAGUGGGUUGCAAAAUUGGACAGCCCUUAAUAAAAUUUUCAAUAGGAUUUCGGGACAGAUUUUGAAAAAAAAAAUUGUAAAAGGUACUCUUAGAUAAAGUUGCGAUUGCUUUAGCAUAAAUUGAAUUAGUAUAAAGGAGCAAUGUGUUUUUCCUUUCUAUAAAAAGAAUUCCGCGAGCUUUGCACAAGGGAAGCUUCACCUGCAGCCCCCCACCAUUUUUGCAUUUCUCAAGCCGGGCUCGAAAAAUGAUUUGCCUCACUAUAGCUGCAGGCCCCGCA